Malus domestica (apple) is the source of this 1452-nucleotide messenger RNA. Lineage: Eukaryota; Viridiplantae; Streptophyta; Magnoliopsida; Rosales; Rosaceae. The record is from RefSeq and is a predicted model, not a curated record.
AGGCAGCCUAUAUCAACUUAUUUUUAGAGUCGAGAAUAUCAGAACUUCACAGAGGGGGGAUAGAUAGGCUCUAAAACCAUGUAUUGGUUUCUUACAGUUAUCUUUCUGGUAGCUAUUCUCACAUUUAAUACUCCUUCAGAGGCUAGCCAUGAGAAGAACCAUCCUUCUGCAGUUGUUGUAGGCACUGUCUACUGUGACACAUGUUUCCAAGGGAUUUCUCACAUACCAGCCAUUUCAUUUCAGGGGCUUCUGUUGGUGUGGAAUGCAAAGAUGGGAGUUCAACAGAACAAAGUUUCAAGGCACAAGUGAAAACAAAUAGCCAUGGACAAUUCAAAGUCCUUCUGCCAUUCUCGGUGAGCGAACAUGUCAAGAAAAUUGAAGGAUGCUCAGUGAAAAUAAUCAGCAGCAGUGAACCCUACUGUGCUGUGGCCUCAUCAGCCACCUCCUCUUCCUUACACCUCAAGGCAAGAAAGCAAGGGACUCACAUAUUCUCUGCUGGUUUCUUCACCUUCAAGCCUCUCAAACAACCCACCUUAUGCAACCAGAAACCCAGCAUUCAGAAUUCCAAGAAAUUAAAUUCGCAGAAGUUCUCAUUCCCUCGUACUGAUGAGCUGGAAUUCCCAUCACCCUCUCAAGUGGACCCCACAAUUCCUGAUCUACCUCCCGUCCCUAAGAUCCCUUAUCUUCCACCGCUGCCACAACUCCCUCCUCUCCCUCCCAUCCCAAUUGGUGUCCCAGGACUCCCAGGACUUCCUGGAAUUCCAGGUUCGCCCCCUGUUGCUGUAAAAACUUCAUCUGUGUCCUCCAACUCCAAAACUUCAAAGAAUGAGCAACUAGGUGAUAAUAAAGAAGUAGCGCAUCCAGAUACUAUAUUUCCACCUUUAUUUCCACCAAUUAUCCCUAAUCCAUUUCAGCCCCCACCAGCUCCAUUAAUCCCUAAUUUGCCCCCUCUUCCUGGUUCUCCACCAGCAGGUCCAGCACCAUUGAUUCCCAACCUGCCAAUUCCCAACCUGCCACCUAUAUCUGGUUUGACUCCAUCGCCGUCACCACCACCACCAAUCAUCCCACUCCUCCCUCCACUCCCCUUCCCACUGCCACCUGUGCCUCGGAUCCCCGGAAUUCCCCCAGCAGCUUCUUCAAAACAAAGUACUUCACCUUGAUUUAAAGUAAUUAAUAUAUUUAACUAUGAAACAUGUAUAAUUAUUUUUCCAAAUAAUGUGUUUUACAUGUUGGUUUAAGGUUUUUAUUAUGUAAAAAAUACUGUAUGGUUGGUUGUGCAAUUAUCAGAAGGAUAUACGCUUUAUAUUAGUAGGGUUUGUAUCAUUGUACGUUUGUGCUUUUGUAAGGAGCAUGUGGUGGACACAAAAUUGUUGUACUUGGAAUAAGGCUAUGGGUUCCCUUCAUCUGACAGACUUUUAUUUACUUUGAAAAGAAUCCCUAUUUAUAAUGUGA